UGCGGUUUGACCCGACGACAGGGGUCUUCGUAUUUUGUUAGUCACGAUAUUGAAUCUGCAGUAAUGAGUUGCACGAUGACCUUCAACUUUAGGUAUAUUUAUUUAUAACUCAUAUUGGACAUUGGUCAAGGAGGUGCUUAACGAAAUAGCAAAAGGAUAUCGUGGAACAAGUGAAACAUAAUAGUGAACUGGUUGUGAGUGUAGGGCGCUUUUAUCGUCCGUGUUGUGCUCAACCUCCAAUAGGACACCUGUUGAAAAAGUUAGAAAGUUAUUUAUAAACAUGUUACCUCGAUCAGCAUUCCUAUAGUGCAGAAGCUAUAAUUUACGACUGAUUACAGAACCUAUCAAACAAGUGAAAGGACGACUGGUAUGCAGUUUCAAGUGAAAAGAACGAGAGGCCAUCGUUGUACCAACGGCGGAACAGUUUGCGUGACAAAGGUCGCAAACCUGGCGGCUCGAACGCUAGAUAACGAUCGGCAACGUGUUUUAUUGCUAUUUGUUGCCUACGUCCUCUGGAUCUACAUUGUUCGCGACCAACGACUGCUGACCCUGCAGGAUAUGAUGGGGAAGUUGAGGACCGCAAACAUGAUGCAUAAAAGCAACGACGAUGGAUAUUUCCUCGAUGAAGUAUCACUGUCACAGCCAAAUUUAUAUCGAGGACUUGAUUUAGUUGCAGUAUUGGAUUAUCGACCCUACAAAGAUCGAUUUAAUCCCUGGUACCCUCAUGAGUACAUCAGUGUAGAUGACUUGAACUAUUACCGGAAACGAAGGCCAGCGGAUUGUUAUGCAGCUGAACAUCUCAAGAGCCACUUUUCGCUAUAUAACCAAUCUGAGCCUUCUAUACCGUAUGCUACGAGUAAAUCUGAGUACAAAGAACACUUUCAAGAUUACGGUUAUGAGAAGAGGAGACCGCUCAUUAGAAGACACACCACACUUCGCUUAGAAUCCGGCAGCAUGGAUAAGAAAUCCGAACAUCAUUCAAAUUUUGUAGCGUACACCAAAGAAUCCAUCGCAAAAUCUCGCCCACCAUUGAUCAAACACGCCGUAAACCUUAAAACGUUUAAUGGAUCAAAAAAAACUCCUGAGUACUCCGAAUAUAAAUCAUCGUUUCUUCCAUACAAAUUGACUGAUUUUUUAUACGAACCUAAGAAACCACCUAAAAUGAAUAUUAAAAAAGAACAAAGUUGUUCAGAUUCAUCGCUGCACAAUAAGAAGAAAGCAGAGAAAUCCAACUUGAGACUGACAGGCGAGUCAAUAUUGGAACCAGAAUAUAAAACUAAAUAUAUUCCAUUCACGAUUGAGAAAUCACAAUCUACGCCCCAGUUAAAUAACAUAAAUUUCGCGGGAAAUUUCAGCGGAAUGCCUUCCGAAUAUAUGGAAUGCUACAAAAGCUAUGACCAUUUCACUAAAAGUGCGCCAAUUAAGAAGUUGGACAAUUUAUGCUUGAGUGGUUUGCUGGAUCUCAACCCGGAGUAUAAGGACCGAUAUCAGAACCCACUAUUGAGCAGAUGCGAUCGACCUUCGUAUUUGAAGCGAGAAGAUAACCUUCAUUUGGAUGGAGAGUUUAUAAAUCGUAUGCCGGAAUAUUGCAGUAGCUAUCGUAACCCUAAUAUCAACCAUAAACCUGAAAAGGCCAAGCCAAAAGAUACCAUACUGCAUCUUGAAGGAAGCAUGAACUACGAGCCAAUUUAUAGGUGCUCCUACAUUGACUUUCCCAGGAAUCGUCCGGUUAUUUACAAACCGGAAAGUAACAUAAAACUGCAAACUUCCGAAGUUAACGUUGAAUCAACUGCUCUGGGAUUCAGGAAACAUCGUAGUAGGAUACCUGUACGGAAUCAGCAUCACGCUUUUACAGACGAAGAACUUGCAAAAUUUACAGCACUACCAGAAUAUCGUAAGGCAAAAAGAGAACUUUUGAUAAAACCACGGCCAUCGUCGUCCAAUAAAAGCACAUUAGCGCAAAAGAUCCAAGACGACGAAAAUAAGGUGGGUGCUAGACAAGAUGGUCAGAACGUGUCUACGAAAAAAAUACCCAGUGACCAUGAAGAUAGAGCUAUGAAAAAGACGAGUUUUAAAUUCAUAGUUGAAAAUGUAGAUGACAAUCGCAAUUUGAAAGUUAAACCAGAGAAACGCGCUAAAUCGCCUAUAUUAGCAAUUCAAAGAGAAAAUGGUCCAGUAGAGAUGUAUGAUAAACCGUUGUUUCGAGACAGUAAAAGCUUCAUAAGGAGGAACCGUACAAACGUGAUCGAGUCCAACACAAAAUAUGCGAAAAAUGCUAGUGAUCAGUUUCGGAACUACCACAUGGGUAGAACAAAAAAUAGAGCCUACGAUGAACAGAAUGUGGUACCAAAAUCCUUUGUAGUACUUAAUGCGCCAGUGAAGCACAAAAAUAAGCAUUGGUUGGGGCCAACUACAAUUUAUGAUUCACAUUUGUAUUGAAUAUACUCUAACCAAUAAACUGCCAUGCUCUCAGUAGAUUUACGAAAAUAAUUAAAUGGUAUUCAAAUUGAUUUUAUUUUAUUUUAUUGAUGUAGGGGGGGCAGGGAUUAAGUCACCGAUAUAAAUUUUGUAACUACCAAUGGCGCCCAUGCGUCUGUGGCAUGGACGUCCUUACGUCCCGAGCCAGCUCACCUUUUAUAACCUCUCAGGGUCGGCACAAUGUGCUGGGGAAAGACUCACCUGUAUAAAUUUUAGCUCUCAACCUAAGUUAUUUUCAGGUUGAGAGCUAAAAUUUAUAUGGCGCAUGCAAUAACUUAAUCGUUAAAUUUGAGAUUAACACCAAGCCCAAGAAAAAGCUAUAUUUAUUCUCAAUUUAGUGAUUUUAUUUAAGAAAAAGAACUAAUUCGACUCUUAUGACUUACUCACUGCCCGAAGAUUUCACCUACUUGUAGCGUUGUAUUCGUCACGUCGUCGUCACGCCGCCGCGCUCUGGAACACUGCUUCUCUGGAUCGCUUCAUCCGUCGCAGGGCUGGUGUUCGAUUAUCGAACUUGGUGGUGCCAGGUCGUUUGUUAACGUACGACCAGUUCAGCGCAUCAAUUCACUUCACUUUUCUUCUGGAGGAAUUAAACCUAGCAUGCAGUGCGACACCUUGUCUAAUCGGUCAAAACUCGCGGACAGUUCCCCUCGUGUCGACUUAAAAAUUCUGCAAUUAAUAUUGUUUUUAUUCACAAUACUAAAUUACACAAAGAUAGAUGAGUUUAAUGCCAAUGAUGUUGCUGAAUAAAAAAGGGUUUUAAAGCCUCGGAUUAAUAAAUGGUGCUACAUUUAAAAAUGUCUGUAAU
Messenger RNA from Armigeres subalbatus, 3283 nucleotides. RefSeq lists its product as uncharacterized. The record is from RefSeq and is a predicted model, not a curated record. Lineage: Eukaryota; Metazoa; Arthropoda; Insecta; Diptera; Culicidae. Bases 370 to 2439 code for a protein of 689 amino acids. The transcript has 8 exons.